UUGAGCUUCAGAGUUCAAAGGCAAGAGCUCCAGAAGAGAAAAGGUAAAUUAGUUGGAAAUGGAAGAAGCUCCAUUGCUACACCAAAAUAGAGCUUCAAAUGGGCACGAGGAGGAGGAGGAGGAGGAGGAGGAGGAGAAGGUGGAGAAGAGCUUGGCGAAAAGGGCAAUAGAGGAAUCGAAUAAGUUAUGGAUGCUAUCAGGGCCAGCCAUCUCCACGUCAAUAUGUCAGUACUCGCUGGGGGCAAUCACUCAGACCUUCGCAGGUCAAGUGAGUACCCUUGCACUCGCCGUCGUCUCUGUCGAGAACUCUGUUAUCGCCGGACUGGCUUUUGGCGUCAUGAUGGGAAUGGGGAGUGCAUCGGAGACGCUAUGCGGCCAAGUAUAUGGAGCAGGAAAGAUUACGAUGCUGGGAAUUUACAUGCAGAGAUCAUGGGUCAUUUUGUUCGUCACUUCUCUUAUUUUGGUUCCAGUUUAUGUCUUCUCUCCUCCCAUUCUAAAGCUCUUUGGUCAGACUGAUGAGAUUGCUGAUGCCACUGGGAGGUUUGCCAUCUGGAUGCUUCCACAAUUGUUUGCGUACGCCUUGAAUUUCCCAAUAGAGAAGUUCCUGCAAGCUCAGGGGAAGUUUUCUGUAAUGGCUUGUGUUGCAGGAGUGGUAUUGCUGAUACAUGUACUGCUUAGUUGGCUUCUAAUUUUGAAGUUAGGUUGGGGUUUGGUUGGUGCUGCCGUGAGUCUCAACUUGUCAUGGUGGCUUGUUGUUUCUGGUAAACUGGCCUACAUUUUUAUUUGGAAAUCUGAUGGAGCUUGGACUGGUUUCUCUUUCCAAGCUUUUAAAGAUCUCUUUGGCUUUGUAAAGCUUUCCUUGGCUUCUGCUGUUAUGUUAUGCUUGGAGAUUUGGUAUUUGAUGAUAGUUAUAGUCAUAACAGGUCAUCUGAAGAACCCAUUGAUUGCAGUUGAUGCCAUCUCUAUCUGCAUGAACAUUAAUGGGUGGGAUUUUAUGAUUGCACUUGGAUUCAAUGCUGCAAUAAGUGUGAGAGUAUCAAAUGAACUGGGAGCCGGUAAACCUGGAGCAGCAAAAUUUUCGGUAUUGGUGGUAUCUACAACAUCCAUAGCCAUAGGACUGGUUUGUAUGGCCUUGGUCCUGGGAACAAGAGAUCACUUUCCUUAUCUUUUCUCCAACAGUGCUGAGGUGAGGAAAGAGGUCACCAACCUUGCACCCUUGCUAGCAACUACAGUGCUUCUAAAUAGCCUUCAACCAGUCUUAUCUGGAGUUGCUAUUGGAGCUGGAUGGCAAGCUCUAGUUGCAUACAUCAACAUUGGAUGUUAUUAUAUGGUCGGAUUACCUGCUGGCUUACUUUUAGGGUUUAAAUUUGGAUUUGGGGUUGAGGGUAUUUGGGGAGGGAUGAUUGGUGGAAUUGUCUUACAAACCAUAAUCUUGACCAUAAUUACAUCAUGCACCAAUUGGAAAAAGGAGGCCUUGGAAGCAGAGAACCGUAUUAGAAAAUGGGGAGGAUCGGUGGCUGAAGAUUGAUUUGUUUCUUUCAACCUAUUGAUUAUGGCUUGCUUCUUUCAACCUUCUUGGUUAAUACUCUUUUUUCUAUUUUGCAAGUUUUUUUUUUGGGAAAAGUAAAAUUUCUGGGGAACAAUAUCUUUAGGAUGACUUGAUGAGAAGGAGGCAUUUAUUCAA
Molecule: messenger RNA, 1684 nt
Organism: Macadamia integrifolia
Lineage: Eukaryota; Viridiplantae; Streptophyta; Magnoliopsida; Proteales; Proteaceae
Product: protein DETOXIFICATION 33-like
Exons: 9
Coding region: 59-1528 (489 amino acids)
Biological process (GO): xenobiotic detoxification by transmembrane export across the plasma membrane
Cellular component (GO): membrane
Molecular function (GO): antiporter activity; xenobiotic transmembrane transporter activity
Source: RefSeq, a predicted model, not a curated record